This is a messenger RNA of Thamnophis elegans (Western terrestrial garter snake), 2928 nucleotides long. It is a transcript of the gene DNAL4, whose product is annotated as dynein axonemal light chain 4. Gene Ontology annotation, cellular component: dynein complex. Gene Ontology annotation, molecular function: dynein intermediate chain binding; dynein light intermediate chain binding. Gene Ontology annotation, biological process: microtubule-based process. The record is from RefSeq and is a predicted model, not a curated record. Bases 561 to 881 code for a protein of 106 amino acids. Lineage: Eukaryota; Metazoa; Chordata; Lepidosauria; Squamata; Natricidae. The transcript is spliced from 4 exons.
CAAGCACGUUUCUUUCCUUAACAACGGCGAGGAGGCUGGUUUUUGGGGGCUCGGGGUCGAGGUGACGCAGGUGAGACGUACCACCGAGUGCUCCUUUGGGGCUCCCGGCGUGGACGGAGCCGCUUCUCGCUUCCUCCUCGGACCGGCCGGCGUUCACCGGCCCCACACCUUUCCUUCGGCGGGUCUGGUUCUCCCGAGAGUGCCGCCUGCCGCUGCUUUUAGCCGGGUCUUAGAGGACUCCUUUCUCCGGAGCGGCUGGGUGGGACUGUCCCACAUCCCAGCCCGUGUAUGACCCGCGGGCGGAGGCGAGCAUCUGAGCAGGGCUCGGGAAGAUGAAGCGGCUCGCCUGGGCUCUAAAAGAAGGCAGCCGAAUCAUUGUUCCAGCCGGCUCUGCGGUUCUUCCUCGGCGCUCCUUUCGGAGGUGCGUGGGAGGCAAUUCGGAUUUUCACUCAAGCAUAAGGUAUUUUUCCAAAACUGACCUGAAUUCACUCUGCUAGCCUAUACGUGAUUGGUUCCUUUCAAGAUAUUCUGCCCUCACUUGAAGUCACAGUGGACAAACAAUGGCAGACACUGGGGAGGGGAAAAAAGAAGAAGCAGAUUAUAAGAGACUUCACAGCUUCCCACUGAUUAGGCACUCAGACAUGCCGGAAGAAAUGCGAGUUGAGGCCAUGGAAUUGUGUGUCACUGCAUGUGAAAAAUAUGCCACCAACAAUGAGAGCGCUGCCAAGAUGAUCAAAGAGACAAUGGACAAGAAAUUUGGAUCUUCGUGGCAUGUAGUGAUUGGGGAAGGGUUCGGCUUCGAAAUCACCCAUGAAGUGAAGAAUUUGCUCUACAUGUUCUUUGGAGGCAGUCUAGCAGUUUGUGUUUGGAAAUGCUCCUGACACAUUUUUCGCUACUGAAACUCAUCCAAGCAGGAUACUUUCCCCGCCAGACUUUUAAUUGGUUUUUGUACAAUUUAAAGGGCAGCUUUAUUUUUAAUAACAAAUAUUGGGCUUUUUCUUAUUUAUAUGCAAGGUUUAUGAAAUAUAUUUAGUGUGUAUCUGUAAAUCUGUUUGAGCUACCUAAUCCAGCUCACAAGUGUUUUUAUUCUGAUUUUACCAAUGUGUCUUCUUGCUUAGAGGUGGGAUUGUGCAAGAAUGAUUGGGGUUAUGAAGCCAUACAUUGGAGGUAGUGUGAGAAUUUUAACCUAAGUUUGCUGCUACUUCUCGCUAUCCUUCCCGCUUUCUGAGAGCAGACCCAAAAAGGCAGCUUUGUUUUGCCUGGAUGGCAGCUGCAUGGUUGGGAAACCUAAAUCAGUGGAUGGUUGCUGAAAUGAUUUUGCCUCACCACCUCACUACACCUAAAGAGCACUGAUAUAAUUUGUGGAGCAUAUGGUGCAGAAAUAGAGAUAUUUUGCCUAGCAUGGGGACGGGGUGGGAGUAUUAUACCACAGUAUGUUCAGAAACUGGUAAUGGAAAGAAUGGACCUGACCUGCCAGUUUCUUAUACUAUUAAGUACAAUUGUACUUCCAUUUUGUAGGCUGAUGCCAUCACAGAGGUGUUUGAUUAAUGGAAUGAUCCUAAUUGUAUUUUCUAUAUCCCUUAUUAGAAUUUGGAAUGGAAAGGGGAUUUACUUUUUGCAAUAAAAACUUUUUUAAAUGCAUGGCUCCUAUCCGAGAGAUUUUCCUAGAAUUUUGGGCAUGCCCAGAAAUGGUGGGAGACCUGUAUGUACCAGAUUUCCAAUAAGAUGUAGAGAUCCUACUUACAAUAGGACUGAAUGCAAUGUUAUCUUUCAGUUAAUGCUUAUGCCACCACAUUGUGGUUCACCUCUGGCUUUCAUCUUGAGAACAAUGAGCCGGAUCGUAUUUCUUAAUUCUUAGUUGAUGGGCAAUCCCAAGAUGUGCUUUGGUUAUUGUGUCCCAAAGGUGCAAAAUGCACUCAUCAUCUUCAAACCUCUGGUUAGCCUUUAGGUCUUAUUGCAUAAUACCAUAAAAUGGUGCUUAACUAUUAUAGAAUUAUUCCACUAAAAUUUAUCACACAAAUGAUUUAUCCCUUCAGGGGGGAAAAAACUUGCAUACCUUUCCUUCUUUUACCAUAGUAUCUGGCCAGCAAAUUGCAUACUACAAUGUAGCAGCACAAACUGUUUCCCAGCACAAAUUUUGCGCACAGCGGAAUUGCAACCACCACACAAGGAUAUCCCCCAUGGCCAAAUCCUACCAGUUUAAAAUGCACAUUAAUGGUAUCAGAAUGUAUCAAGUAAUUCAAACAGAUAGCUGCACUUAAACCAUCCAUCAAAGUUAUUGAAGCACCCUUACUAUUAUAUCAUGGCCUGAUUAAAAUUGGUCCAGAUAAUCAUCUUCCAAAUAAAGUUAAGAGGUCAUUGCUAUCAUUGCCCCAAAAUAGAAUGUUUAAAAGUUGAACUACUAGAGGUUUAUUAUUUAAGAAAAUUAUACAGCUGCCCAAUUUUAACUUUGGGCAGCUGAGAAACUACAAUAUUAAUAAAAAAAAGUGUAAAACUAUACAGAAUACAAGGUCCAAGCUGGGUUGGUCACGGGGACCAGAAGUUAAGUCUUCUAAGUUUACGGACUCCUGAUGGAGCCCAUCCUCAGGGAAUUUCCUUCUCACCAGACUGUGCGCUUUGGGCUAUUCUAUGUGUAGUAUUUAUGUGGUGCCUAGUUGUGUGUGGUAUUGAUUCAUUGUUAAUUAGGACGUUGAUAGUAGAGAAGUUGUUGGUUUUGUUUCCUUGUGUUAUUUAUUUAUUUAAAACUUUUAUAUGCCGCCCAAUCCCAAAGGACUCCGGGCGGCUUACAGAAUAUAAAAAACAUAAAAACAAUACAAUUUAAAACAGCAAUCAUCCAUCAGAAAUUCAUUCUAGUUGGGGCCGGACCUCAAUAAUGAUCAACCCCAAAGGACUCCGGGCGGCUUACAGAAUAUAAAAAACAUAAAAAAC